CUUUUUGUGCUGUGGCAGAUAAUAAUCGUGCUAAGGAUGAUAAAACCAUCCUUUCAGAUCGACUACGAAUAUGUUUUGGAGGACGAAUCGGUGUUUGCUGCAUGUGUGGAUAAUCCCCCUGGAUAUUCGAAUAUUUCUGGACUGUUUGAUUUUUCGGAUUUCCACACAGAAAUGUUGCCAGAUGGGAUUCACGUAGAGGGGAAAAUAACCUCCACAUGGGAUGUUCAGCCAACAGAUCGCGUUGAGGGUCAUAUUAGCGUUCUUCAUUUGGAUCGUGGUACUUGGCAACCGACCAUACUUAAUUUGAUAAGCAGAGAUUUUUGCAAAGUAUAUCUCGACCCGAAACAAUAUUGGUACAGAGGUUUUCCAAAGUACAUUAUCAACAAAGAGGAAGCUAUGGAAAAAUGCUUCACCAAUAUGGGAACUGAAUAUGUUUUCGAACCAUUUAUCUCUAAACUAUAUUUUGGUGCCGGCUUCAACGUUCCUCCCGGAAGAAAGCGCGUUGUGAUUACCUUGGCUGCAAUUGACUUAAAUAAUGCUACACGACCAAAUGGAAUUUGCUUUGAGUUGAGAGGAGAAUUUCAGAAGUUUAAAGAAGGGAUGAAAAUCGAAUGA
This is a messenger RNA of Drosophila takahashii, 615 nucleotides long. RefSeq lists its product as uncharacterized. Lineage: Eukaryota; Metazoa; Arthropoda; Insecta; Diptera; Drosophilidae. The record is from RefSeq and is a predicted model, not a curated record.